Cyprinodon variegatus (sheepshead minnow) is the source of this 1588-nucleotide messenger RNA. RefSeq lists its product as uncharacterized. The record is from RefSeq and is a predicted model, not a curated record. The transcript has 5 exons. Lineage: Eukaryota; Metazoa; Chordata; Actinopteri; Cyprinodontiformes; Cyprinodontidae. Bases 556 to 1215 code for a protein of 219 amino acids.
CUUGAGAAGCUGAAAAUUAUUGCAGCAAUGGCCUUAGAGUUAACAAAGGAAAUCAUGGUCAGUCUGGUAUACAGUAGUUCCACAUUUCUGGUGAGAAAAGUAACAACCUUAACUGAAACCCAGAGACGGCGUCAGUAUCACGGUAAGAAAUGCACAAAUAGUUGUUUAAACUCAUAAAUUAUACACGAUGAAUUAAUGUCAGCAUUCACUGUAUUUGAAGCUAGUUUAUAUAGUUCACUGAAAAGGAUGAUAUAUAAGUGGAGGUUGUUCUUCUCUUGGUUACCCAUGUAAAACAAAAAUAACAAAGUUUGCAAAAGAAGGUGGGAGUAAGAAACCAUUAGGAUUCUCAGAGCACUCAAAUUAGAUGGGCAUUAUCAAGCUUGAUUGUUUAAAACUUCAUUAACUGCCUGGUCUGACAACUGUUUCCUGGUACUCUCACACAUAUGCUUUUUGAGACUUGUUUAUGACACGUUUUUAUGACUUGGCUUCCCAGCACUUCCUCUGCAUUUACACUUAUAGCAGACAAUAAAGUUUCUGUCUGGCUUUUAUAUUCUGAUGGUCACCAUGUUCAGUCUGAGGCAAGCAGCUCUAGUUCUUAUUCAUCUGAUGAAAAUACAGAGUCUCUUUGAAGUAUCAGCCACUCAGACGGCACAUUUUAAUAAGUCUGUGUCCAGCGGCGACCCGGUCACAUUUACUUGCAAUAUCUCUGGGAAUACCACCAAGGAAAUCACCUGGACCGAUGGCAGAUAUCAUUUUGUGAAUAUUAGUCAAAAUCAGACAUUCUCAAAUUUCUCAACCGAAAGAGUUAAAAUAGACUCUGAGAUGCCUUCUAAGUUCAUCAUCUUCAGAGCUCAACAUAAUGAUGCAGGAUUUUACACAUGUAGUAUAACUGAUACAGAGGGCGUCCAUGAAAACACAUGGAAUUUAACUGUUUCGGAAAGUAACGCACAGAAUUCAACUGUUUUGGAAAGAAAAGGUAUUAAUUUCUCAAGGCAUGUGUUUUUUAUUUUAUCACCUUCCAUUGGAUUGAUUUUAUGUUGCUUCAUGCUGGUUGUCUGCCUCUGCAGGAAUUGUAGGAGGAGAAGAAAAUCCCAACAUUUAGGCGUUAACCAGUAUAUCCCGACUGAUCCAUCGGAUAGUUCAGAUUGUUGGAGGAGCAAGCAGCAGAGAAAGGGGUACAUUGAGAGAAUGAACUCAAUUUAUGGCUAUUUCUGAGCUGAGACCCCCUUCAGACAUAUCAAGGUGGAUAUAUGUGUUUGAUGAACAUUACCUGCAGUUUUCUUUAAAUAAGAGGAGACUCUAGAACAGCGGUCCCCAACCUUUUUUGCACCACGGACCGCUAUAUGUCAGACAAUAUUUCCACGGACCGGCCGGGGGUAAAUACGAUCAAGUAAAAUCAUACAACUGGCAUAAAAUCAAAUACAAACAGCAUAAAAAUAUAACAAUAAGCCAGUCCCAUCUAGGAGUAAUAGGAGACAAUGACACACGUAGUGUGCUCCUGAUGUCCAGUCUGCUCCGUAGCUUUGUUUUGGUCGCUGUAACCGCAGAAAAUCACACUUCACAAAGAUAGGAUGUUAAAUAACAUCGG